GCGUCACCAUAUAUAAAGAUCACCGGGAGUUCCCGAAAAAUCACAUUCAGUAUCCUAAAGCCGAACAAUGGUUAACAUGAGCUAUCACCAAUCUCAACUAAAAUAUAUACACAGUCCGAACCCAAGACAGUCGAGAAAGCGAAAUACUAAAACAAAAAGGACUUGUUGGGACAAAUUAUCGCCAACGACCAAUUGCCAGACUUGAUCAUAAGAGGCUUUCAGAAGUCCUGGUCCAGCGCGUUCCAGCGUGUGGAAGACCCAUCGGUGUCGACUGACUAACGGAGCGAAAGAUGACUGCCGAGUGGCUUCACCUGCCCCCUCCGUACCCCCCAGGUGUGGGACCGCUGUGUGGUGCAGAGUUGGAGGCGUGGUAUGAGGACCUGCAGGAUAUACUGGGAUCAGACGGAGGCGGGGCCAAACUGGCGCGUGCCCCUCCCUGCUCUGAGGAGCCGGAGUUCCUAGAUGUUCUGGAGAGCUGUUCCCUGACAUGGCUGACAGACGGGGUGGGUGUCGGGGGCGAGGUGUGGGACGGAGGUGAGGGGGUCCAGAGGGUCACGAUCCCAGAGGAGCCUCCUACCCAUCCACCCCACCACACCUCCUCCAACACCUCCCAUCCGAGUCCAGCUGAGGAAAGGGCGGAGAGGCAAGGGGACAGGGAGGGAGGGAGGGAUGGAGAAAGAGGUGGCUUGUUGCCCCCAGAGUUCUUUGAGUUGCUGAACGAGGGAGGGGUGGGCAUGGUGGAGACCGGAGGGGUGGGCAUGGUGGAGACAGGAGGGGUCAUGGUGAGCGGUAGCCACCACCACCAUCAUCAUCAGCUUCAUCAUCACUCCGACAAUGUCCAACAACCUGAGUCUCCCUCCGCCAGCGAGGAGGAAAACACCUGUGUCCCCGACUCUCCCUCCUGCUCUUCCUCCUGCUCUUCCUCCGCCUCUCCGUCUACCUCUCUCAACUGCUCUCCUCCUUCCUCUCCUACUAGCACCUCGUUCUCCUCGUCUCGGCAGGACAAACGCAAGAGGGGCAACUCUCUGUCCUUCCCUUCCUCUGGCUCACACUCAUCCUCCUCUUCUGCAAAGAAGAGCAGGAGAGAGAGGGAGCAGGAGAACGAGAGGAAGGUGCAGGAGCUGACAGAUCAGAACGAGAGGUUGAAAGCGGAGAUAGACAGACUGGGAGAGGAGGUGCAGAGGACACGCCGAGCCCUGAUAGAGAGACUAGUUAACACCAGGAAGUGAGGGAGGAAGGAAGUAACAAGGCAGAAAAUGAGCAUUUGGAAUAGCAGGUUGGCGGUGAAGGGUUUAACACGGUAGUGACUUUAAAAUGCAUUUCCUUGACAGCAUUAAUUAAGAGAGAAACCUUUUCUAGACAGCAUUAAGAGAGAAACCAAAAGAUAUGUUUUAAGAAGAAAGUUAAAUGAUAAUUUUCUGAAAAACUGUAUGAGAAAGUAAGAAGGAAAAAGGGGUAGAUAUAAAGAGCGAGCGAUGGAAGA
Oncorhynchus tshawytscha (Chinook salmon) is the source of this 1483-nucleotide messenger RNA. Its product is annotated as SKI family transcriptional corepressor 2. The record is from RefSeq and is a predicted model, not a curated record. Gene Ontology annotation, cellular component: CHOP-C/EBP complex; cytoplasm; CHOP-ATF4 complex. Bases 291 to 1229 code for a protein of 312 amino acids. Lineage: Eukaryota; Metazoa; Chordata; Actinopteri; Salmoniformes; Salmonidae. Gene Ontology annotation, biological process: negative regulation of transcription by RNA polymerase II; intrinsic apoptotic signaling pathway in response to endoplasmic reticulum stress; ER overload response. The transcript has 4 exons. Gene Ontology annotation, molecular function: transcription factor binding; DNA-binding transcription activator activity, RNA polymerase II-specific; protein heterodimerization activity.